AGCGGUGGCACCCAAGAGUGGGGGUGGGGGGUGGUGAGGCUGAACAUUCUCUCCUGGUCAACUGGGGAAGAUGGCCCAGGCCGGGGGAAUCGCUUCCACGCCCCGCUGCCCCCACCCCUGAGCCGGUUAAGCUGGGAUAUCCCUUCCCUCUUUCUCUCCCGCUCCACGCGCGACGCGGGAAUGGCUCCUUGGCCUCAUGGGAAUAGCUCUCUGGCUCCGUGGCCAGAUGUCCCCACCCUGGGGCCCAAUACUGCCAACGCGAGUGGGCUGCCAGGGGUGCCGUGGGCGGUGGCACUGGCGGGGGCGCUGUUGGCGCUGGCGGUGCUGGCCACCGUGGGAGGCAACCUGCUGGUAAUAGUGGCCAUCGCCCGGACGCCAAGACUCCAGACCAUGACCAACGUGUUCGUGACUUCGCUGGCCGCAGCCGAUCUGGUGGUGGGACUACUGGUAGUGCCGCCGGGGGCCACGUUGGCGCUGACCGGCCACUGGCCCUUGGGCGCCACUGGUUGCGAACUGUGGACCUCGGUAGACGUGCUGUGUGUGACCGCCAGCAUUGAAACCCUGUGCGCCCUGGCUGUGGACCGCUACCUGGCGGUGACCAACCCGCUGCGCUACGGGGCGCUGGUCACCAAACGCCGCGCCCGGGCGGCCGUGGUCCUGGUGUGGAUCGUGUCCGCCGCGGUGUCGUUUGCGCCCAUCAUGAGCAAAUGGUGGCGCAUGGGGGCCGACGCCGAGGCGCAGCGUUGCCACUCCAACCCGCGCUGCUGCGCCUUCGCCUCCAACAUGCCCUACGCGCUGCUCUCCUCCUCGGUCUCCUUCUACUUUCCGCUCCUGGUGAUGCUCUUCGUCUACGCGCGAGUUUUCGUCGUGGCUAGGCGCCAACUGAGCUUGCUGCGCCGGGAGCGGGGCCGCUUCCCGCCAGAAGAGUCUCCGCCGGCUCCGUCUCGCUCCGGGUCCCCCGGCCCCGCCCGGCCGUGCGCCUCGCCCGCGGGUGUCCCCUCCUGCGGCCGGCGGCCGGCUCGCCUUCUGCCCCUACGGGAGCACCGCGCCUUGCGCACCUUGGGUCUCAUCAUGGGAACCUUCACUCUCUGCUGGUUGCCCUUUUUUGUGGCCAACGUGGUGCGCGCCCUCGGCGGCCCCUCUCUGGUGCCCGGCCCGGCUUUCCUCGCCCUUAACUCUCUAGGCUAUGCCAACUCUGCCUUUAACCCUCUCAUCUACUGCCGCAGCCCUGACUUUCGCAGAGCCUUCCGCCGCCUGCUGUGCCGCUGCCGGAGGGGGGAGCACCAGGCCGCCGCCUCCCCACACGGUGCCCUCUCUGGCGUCCCCGUGGCCCUGACUACCCCGGCGGAGUCCAGGCAGCGCCCAUCGCUCGACCGGGCUUCCUGGGGACUUUCUUAGGCCUUGAAGAAAUAACUCCGUUGAUCCAGAACCUUUGGAAAGCCUCUGGCCUCUGUUCAGAAUGAGCCCUGUGGAGUUUCCCAGCUGGAAAACUCCGCCCUCCUGAACCUGAUGACUGGGCCAUGGGAGGGGGAGGGGGGCCUGGCUGGGGAGGGGGAUUUCUUACCAAGUGGGUUUUCACCAUCCUCUCUCUUUCUUGCUGAGAGAACGUUUCUAAAGCCCAGCCCUGAACUUCACCACUACCUCAGUAGCUGGAGUGUCUGGCUGCCUGUGCCCUGCUGCCCCUGCGGCAGGUGGGGUAGCUUUGGCCGGGCACACAUCACCUUACUGACUUGUGUGCUGUGUGCUUAGGGCUAAGAGACCCCCCUCCCCCCCAGUUCCAUUCCUCCUGCCACCCGGACCUCCGGAACCAUUCAGUGUCCUGGAGGCCUGGAGACCCAGGCUGAGAAGAGGAUGCUAGGAAAAGUCAAGUUUGGGGUUUUGUCCCUGGUUCUCUCAUGCUGGCUGUCUAAGCACCAGCCUGGGUCACUUUAAGACACAGGAUGGCUCUGAUCUACCUCACAGCGGUGUCAGAAGGACUUCUCUAGGGUUGGGGUAGGGGAGGUUUCCUGGGUUCAUAAGGAGGUGAAC
This is a messenger RNA of Camelus dromedarius (Arabian camel), 2028 nucleotides long. RefSeq names its product adrenoceptor beta 3 (gene ADRB3). The record is from RefSeq and is a predicted model, not a curated record. Gene Ontology annotation, biological process: adenylate cyclase-activating adrenergic receptor signaling pathway; norepinephrine-epinephrine-mediated vasodilation involved in regulation of systemic arterial blood pressure. Gene Ontology annotation, cellular component: plasma membrane. The coding region runs from base 181 to 1398 and encodes 405 amino acids. The transcript is spliced from 2 exons. Gene Ontology annotation, molecular function: beta3-adrenergic receptor activity; epinephrine binding. Lineage: Eukaryota; Metazoa; Chordata; Mammalia; Artiodactyla; Camelidae.